Messenger RNA from Neopsephotus bourkii (Bourke's parrot), 5737 nucleotides. RefSeq names its product post-GPI attachment to proteins GalNAc transferase 4 (gene PGAP4). The record is from RefSeq and is a predicted model, not a curated record. Gene Ontology annotation, cellular component: Golgi membrane. The transcript has 3 exons. Gene Ontology annotation, biological process: GPI anchor biosynthetic process. The coding region runs from base 1095 to 2282 and encodes 395 amino acids. Gene Ontology annotation, molecular function: glycosyltransferase activity. Lineage: Eukaryota; Metazoa; Chordata; Aves; Psittaciformes; Psittacidae.
UGCCCUUUGGUCAGAUUUUUGGAUCCUGAACAGCCUGAUACAAAUUUUGGUGUAGCUGAUGAGCCUCCCCAUUUCAGUUAAUACAUCUGUAAUGAAUUCAUAACAAAUUAAUACAGCGAAAGUUUAGCAUUUCUACACAUCAUGGUUGACGUACAAACAAUCCGCCGACAACCCUGAAGCACCGACUUUCCACUUGAGCGAGCUUGGGGGAGGGAGGGCCUAUCGUUCACCCCGCAACGCAAAGGAAUCGUAAUUUGGAAGGUGGGGAGCACGGCUGGAACGCGGACAAUAAACCGCUACAAACCGGGCAGCGUGGGAGCCAUGCCGAAGGAGCCAGGCGGGGCAGUGCCGCAAAGGCGGAGCCGCGAACGCCGAUAAACGCACUUGGCAGAUGCGUGGACUGCAUUUGAAAUCCUGUCUCGGGAAGGGCUUGGGAAGUUGCGUGCAGCUUCAGGGGCCGCAGCAGUACCCGGGCAGGCGCUCCGCGGCUCCCUGUGCGGGAUUCGGGGGCCGCAGAGCAGGAAUUAGGGACUCCGGCUGCGCUGCUGUCUGUGCCCCAGAAAUCCCCUGGGGCUCAUGGAGUUCGCCUUUUGCUUCUCAGCCUGCUUUCACAGACAUUCCCGCUCCCAGGUUUCGGUGUCUCACUGUUGUCAGCGCCCCUUCCCCUCCUUCCGAGCAUCCCUGUACUGGCAUAGUCACAUGUUUAGGCUUCGAUGUCUGUAAUCCCACCCUCACCGCCCGAGAAGGAGGAGGAAAAUUUGCGGGAGAGAAGUGAGCAGCCAGCGGAGCGGCAAUACAAACAGAAGGCGGAGAUGCGCGGCGGGAGCAGGGGACCGGACUGGUGGUGGCCCGGCUCUCCCGCGGGCGGCAGGAAACCUUCGGGGCGUUUGGCUGGGAAAGGGAAACGGGAACAAAACCCGGCCAUCCUCUGCUCUGUGCUUGGUCCCACCCAAAGCAGCCCUCUGCCGAGGUUUGGACAGCUUAUGCAGGUUUGGCAGCCACUGCCCCAGUGAUACUCUGCAAUCCAGGGAAGAUGCGUGGGAAGUGAAGGAAAGAGGGCAUGAGUAAAGCACGGAUGCCCUCCUACAGCAGCCAUGUUACACCAAGCCUGGCAGCUGUAUGGGAGGUGGUGGCGUUGGUCCAGUCCUUUUAUCCAUCUCCUCACGCUGACUGUGGUGACAUUUGGUGUGCUUGCACCUUUGAUUUGCCACCGGCUCCUCCACUCUUACUUCUAUUUGCGGCAGUGGCACCUGAACCCCAUGAGUCAGGAGUUCCUGGAGCAGAACCGGCAGGAGGGCAAGGCUGCGCUCCAUUACUUUGAGAAGCUUCAGAUAUCAAAUACCUCCGAGGCCUCUGGCAGUGAUGCCUUCCAGCCCUUGCUGCUUGUCACCAUUAUCACUGUGCAGAGGCGGAAUGAUUUCCACUAUGUCUUGCAAGUGGCCUCUCGCUUCCACCGUCUCCUUCAGAUAUGUGGUGCACGUUGUCAGAGCCACCGCAUCCUCCUUUGUAAUGUGGAGUCAGACCCCAGUAGCCAUCAGGAUGUCAGGCUGCUGAGCAGCUUCUUUCCUAUGGUCAGUUAUGACAGAACAGGUGAGAACCCUGACCCCAGAAUGAACCAGUUUGAGAAGGAGAAGCAGGACUAUGUCUUCUGCCUUGAGCAGUCACUGUUGGCGUACAACCCAGAAUACAUCCUUGUAGUGGAAGAUGAUGCUGUGCCAGAGGAGGAGAUAUUUGCUGUCUUGCAGCACCUCUUUUUGGUCCGGUUCUCCAAACCAUACCUCAGAGAUGCACUCUAUUUCAAGCUUUACCAUCCUGAGAGGCUUCAGCGCUACUUUAACCCUGAACCCAUGAGAAUUCUCGAGUGGCUAGGUCUGGGCAUGCUUCUGGGACCCAUGCUGAACUGGCUGUACUCCUGGGCAACUGGGCGCCCCAGCUUCUGUUGGCCCCUUGUCUUGUUCUUUGCUUUAUACAGCAUGGCCUUGUCAGAGCUGGUGGGACGGCAUUACAUGCUGGAGCUGCGCCGGCUGGCUCCCACGCUGUAUAAUAUCGUGCCAGUCACUGAAUGCUGCACACCUGCCAUGCUUUUCUCUGCUCCAUCUGCCCGCCGUGCCUUAGGCUACCUGAAGGGGCUGCACUGCCGCCAGGGUUUUGCUAAGGAUAUUGCCCUCUACUCUCUGCUGCAUUCUAAGGGAGAGAACGCCUACGUGGUAGAACCCAAUCUGGUCCGGCACGUGGGAAUGUAUUCCAGUCUUCGCCUAAAUGAUAACCCGAAGCUGCUGUGACCUUUUCAUGCUUUUGCAGACACGCAGCCCAGAGAGCUUGCCACUGAGCAGACAGACAGUGUGCAAACUCAGAUGUUGCGUUGCUAUCACUGGGCAUCCUGUGCCUCCAGGUGAACAAAGAAUAAGUCUAUUUAAAAGAAAGAAGUUUCUCAAAAAAAUAAACUUCCAUAUGUACAGACCCUGUUUAAUAUAUACUUGGACCUAAACACUAUGCACCAUGUGAGAGGGGAAUGGAGGAUUCCAGCUGGGGGUGUGGAUUGUCAACUUUCUUUAAUCAUUAUUAAGGAAAAGCUCUUACACCAAUAUAAACAGCUAUAACUGCCUGCUUUCUUUUACACUGGUCACAGAAGUCCUCACCUUAGGGCAACAGAAAUAUUGGACAAACUGAAUGUUUCAAAUUUAAACUAGUGAGGAGGAAAAGCCCUUAUUUUCCCAUCCUUACUGAGGUCUGAUCUCUGCCUUCUGUCUGUUUCUGUUUCAAAACUGUGGUUUUGAGCAGACGCUUCAAAAGCAGCAGUGGUUUAUGUGAACCUUCUCAAAAAUUUCACCUAUAUUCAUUAAAUUUUACAGACCCUCUGUUUGUAACUGUAUCCCCCUACAGAUCCUAUCUGCACCUCCAUCCUUCCCACUCUUCCUGGAACAGAGGCUCCUAAAAACAAAGCUGCUGCUGCUUCAUUAAAGGUCAUGUCUGAAGGCAGGAAUAGGAAAGCAGAAUGCAGCCAUUGAUGUUACACAGCCAGAUCACAAAUGCACGUUUUCACUGACACAAUACAGACAUUAUGAACAAUAUAGGAUGACUACUGUGCUGGUUAGCAUCAUCACUAAUUGUAGUGUAUCCACAUCAUUAAAAAGGGUCUUAUUAGUUGCUGACUGGACUUAAGACAUUCAACAUGAAUUUACCUUGACUUUUGAUGAGCACAGAGCUAAAGGAAAGAUUAGAUCAGGUGUGGCUAUUGUGCAGGAUCUCUCUUUCAUUUUGGAUCUCAAAUUCACAGCUCAGCCCAAGUGGUUUAUUCACUGCUCUUGGCAGCAAGCAAGAACUUGCUGCCAAGCAAGCUGUUUAUUAUACCCAAAGGAAAUGAAACUAGCUGUUCAUAAUAACAGUAGCACAGCACAUGAAGGGGCCACUCUGAUACUCACCCAUUAACUUAAUGUGCUCUGACUGUUAAGCAUUUGGGAUGGGUACUUUGUCCCACAGCUUUGGGCACAGUUAAAUAUAAAGCCAUGCAGAUGAUAAGAGAUCCCAGACAGGAUCAAAACUGGCACCAGAAUGUUUAUGUCUAAUGAAAAGCCAACCUUGACUUUAGAAGGCUUUGAGUCAAGUUCACUUCCAUGUGGAAUUUGGUUGAACUGUUUCUGAAACUAUAUUCCUAUAUUUGGAAUGAACCGACUACAGUAUUCUUGCCGAGUUUUGGUCAGUGGGGUUGCUUCACCUUUUCUUUUUGGUGGAGGAAAAGCUUUACUUUGAAUUUUCUUUCCCUGUCUCUCUUGGGUGAUUUAUGCCUUAAGCUGUCAACGGGUCUGGUUAUACGUAUGAAGGACAUAAAACUCAUGAGAGAUGAAACCACAAAAAUUUGCUAACCUCCAGCUGUUAGUGUGCGACGGAUAUCCCACAACACAAAUGCAUAAUGUCAGUUAGCCAAGAAAAGGCUUCACAACAGAGCACAGUCCUCUGCUCUCUUAGUAAUUAGCUGGGACACUUUUAUAAUACCUUUGGAAUUCAGAUGUGAGGAAAAACUGCUUGUGGCUUCCAUAUAAUUUCAAAGGCAAAGUACCUCUCUGUCAGAGGACACAGGAAAAAUUGCACAGGCAGAACCACGAUUUUUUCUUAGCUGCUGGAAAUGUCAAAGAUACCAGAGUGCUCACAAUGUCAGGUGGGCAAACCUAUUCUCAGGCUUUCCAGUACUAUAGGAAUAUGGUAAGAUUUGAGUAUAUUUCAUUAAGCACUUGUGCAUGGGAGGAAAUACACCUUGUUUAUGCACCUUCAGCUGUGAAUGUUUCAGUGCUGUGUGCUUUUUCUUCACUCUUUUUGUACUACACAAAUCCAGCAAGUGCCCUAUUCUUUUCAUGAGAGUCCAUUCAUACUCCCUGCAAAGAAAAUCUCACAACAAGGUACAAUGAAUGGAACAUGGAGAGGAAAGAGGGGGAAGGAAAAGAAAGAAACCUUAGAAAAGAAACCGAUUAACUAUAUGCUGUUAAUAAAUGUUUUGAUGUGGGAAAUGAUUUAACUGUUUGUCUCAAAGUUAUUUUCCCUGUUUGUCCUGUAGUACUUUGUCAUCCCAGAAUUUCAGGGGAGAUAAAUAAUUUUCCUGAGCUUCAUAGCUGAAAGUUAAGAACAUUAAUUUGACGUAUCCCUUCUAAACUGAAGACAAUUUUCAGGGCAUAAGAGAUGAGAGAAAUUGACUGGGACACCAAGCAGCUUGAACCUGCUUGUGAGAGAGUUUCAGAUAAACCCAUUGAGAAUGAACUCCUUUGUACAUGGAGCAGGUUAAUAAAUUCUUCAGAUCUUUCUGGAAUAAUUUCCUUGAGUGCUCAGUUCGCCUUUACAACAGAGGUGCUGCUUUUACUGAGCCUCCUGGGGACUGUUUCCAAGUUACUCAGGUACUUGCUCAGUGCCAGCCAUGCUCAAGUGGUGUGUCAGGAAAGUGUUCCUACUGCUGCUGCCUCUCAACUUUCACGAGCAGAUUGAUUUUUCUUGUUUUCCUGUGCCAUGUUUUAUUAGAAAUGACAAGUCAGAGAAGUGUACUUUGCCCUUGGAACAAAAAAUUGGAGGUUACUGUGAGUUCCUAAUCCUGGUGGAUUUUGUUCCACAGUUUGGGCAGUUUCAAACACACAUGCCUUUUUGGUCUCUUUUUCACCACGCAAGUGGAGCUGAGUUGGCAUAUUUCAUGUUACAUAAGUGCAAGGCCCAGCAUUAACUCCUUGAAACAUGGCCUUGAGAGUUUGCUUUUACUCACAUUAAAACAAACGUAGUGAUUAUUUUUGAAACAAACAAUAUGGAUUUUCUUGUUAUUUGUUCAUUCCAAAUAAUUCAGAGACUAUUUUUCAAUGCAGCAACUACUGCUUGCACAAGAGGAGUCUUUCCUGAUGGGCCAGACAGCAGGACUCAAUGUGUUGUUGUCCAAGACAACUCAGGGGAAGUUAUUCAACAAAACUACCUUUGUUUCCAAGUUGGUCCAACACAAGCAUGAUUCUGGCAGAAGAUGAAGCAUAAAUUGAUAGAUCCUUAUUAGACUGGAAGCCCAAGUGGAUUUUGUAACUGCAGUAGGGUCAAUGUCUUAGCGAGAAAGCAUUAAAAUUAAAGAGAGGACAAAGCCUUCCUUUCAGUUUUGAGGAGCUGUGACUUGCCACACAGGGUAUUCCAACAGCAAUUUGGCUGGACGCAGGGUGAACUACUUUUUUUCUGAAGAUACUUACAAGCAAACUCUACCAAAUAAAUAACCUUUCUAUUAAAA